Sphaeramia orbicularis (orbiculate cardinalfish) is the source of this 3451-nucleotide messenger RNA. RefSeq names its product coiled-coil domain containing 102A (gene ccdc102a). The transcript is spliced from 10 exons. Gene Ontology annotation, cellular component: myosin complex. NCBI's taxonomy places the organism in Eukaryota, Metazoa, Chordata, Actinopteri, Kurtiformes, Apogonidae. Bases 234 to 2072 code for a protein of 612 amino acids. The record is from RefSeq and is a predicted model, not a curated record.
UUCCUCAGGACCAUCACUUAUCUUCAUGUGCUCGUUGUGUUUCUAGGACAAUAAUAGUGUGUGUGUGCAUGGAAGGAGGCGGCACCCUCCCUUCACCUAUCAGACCAGAUGGACUCUUGUGGACUGUAGCACCGUGGCUGACCAGUGUCUGAGGAGGACCAUGUUUUCCUGAACCUCUGUGCUGGAGCCCCGCCCCCUUCAUCCUCCUCAUCGUCAUCCUCUGUGCCUUCAUCAUGAACCACACCCCUAGCCCCCACCUGUCUGACGGCGGCAAGUCAGGCGGAGGCAGCCUUCUGUGCAGUCUGGGUCUGGGGUCGGACCGGGGGAUCCGCUCCCCCGACAGCCUCACACACACACCCAGCCCCACAGGGGGGACCCCCAGCUCCAGCCCCCCCCUGCUGCUCUCCCCCGGGUUCGGAGGUCUGGGCCUGGGACCCAUGGGCGAUGGAGCCGGGGCCGACUGGGAGAGCAGGGAGGAACUGAGGCUCCGGGAGCUAGAGGAGGCCCGGGCCAGGGCGGCCCAGAUGGAGAAGACCAUGAGGUGGUGGUCCGACUGCACGGCCAACUGGAGGGAGAAGUGGAGCAAAGUCCGCGCUGAACGUAACCGAGCCCGUGAUGAGGUCCGUCAGCUCCGCCAGCGCCUGGACACUUUAACCAAAGAGCUGACCGGUGUCCGGAGGGAGCGGCAGGAGCUGACCGCAGAGAACGACACGCUACGACAGGAGAUGAUGCGUCUCCGCGGCGACCACGUGGCCCCUCCUUCGGCCACCACGCCCCCUUCCUCCUCCUCCCCUGCACAUCCGCCCCUUGGCCCCUCCUCCUGCUCCUCUCCGUCCAUCCCUCCUUCGUCUCCGGCCUCGUCCUCCUCCUCCUCCUGUCAGGUCCACGCCGACGGAAAGACGGACAGAGUGGGAGACGGUCCACCGGGGUCUCCAGAACCAGAACCAGUCAGGGAUGGUGACUUGGAGAACCAGAAGAUGGGUCAACAAAAGGACUUGGAGCUGCUGGAGGCGGUCCUGCACUCUAGCACCCCCGGUGGUGACACACAGGAACCGUGGGACAGUCGCAGUACCCAGGCUACCUCCCGCCUGACCUCAGGUCUGAGCCGACAGGAACGUAGCAGGCAGCUGUGGGACGAUAUCAGCACCACAGAAGAAGACUGCAGUAAAGUCAACGCUCUGCAGCUCCGCCUGGAUGAGUCCCAGAAGGUCCUGCUGAAAGAGAGAGAAGACAAACUGGCUCUCAGUAAAAGCAUCGAGAGGUUGGAGGCUGAACUCAGUCAGUGGAAACUGAAAUAUGAGGAGCUGAGCAAGAGCAAACAGGAGGCACUCAAACAGUUGAACCUGUUGAAGGAAAUGCACCAGGAUGAACUGGGACGCAUGUCUGAAGACCUGGAGGAUGAACUGGGAGCAAGAACCAGUAUGGACAAGAAACUGGCAGAACUGCGAUCAGAGAUGGAGCGUCUGCAGGUGGAGAACGCAGCAGAGUGGGGUCGAAGGGAGCGUUUGGAGACCGAGAAACUGGCCCUGGAGAGGGACAACAAGAAGCUGAGGGCUCAGGCCGAGGACCUGGAGGAACAGCUGGUCAAGAAACGCCGCCAGGCCGCCUCGGCGCUGGACACUGACCUGAAGGCCAUCCAGGGGGAGCUGUUCGAGAGGAACAAGGAACUGGCCGACCUCCGCCACGUCCACGCCAAACUGAAGAAACAGUUCCAGGAGAAGACGGCAGAGCUGGUCCACGCCAACAGGAGGGUGGAGGGUCACGAAAACGAAGUCAAGAAACUACGACUGAGGGUGGAGGAGCUGAAGAAGGAGCUGGGACAGGCUGAGGACGAGUUGGAUGAGUCCCAUAACCAGACCAGGAAACUGCAGAGGUCUCUGGAUGAACAGGUGGAACAGACUGAGAACCUGCAGGUACAACUAGAACAUUUACAGUCCAGACUUCGACGUCAGCAGCAGAGUCCAGGUCUGUUCGGGAAGAUGAGGUCGAGUCGAUUCAGCCCCGAAAACCCAGACGGACCAUCCAGCGACAUGGAUGAGGAGGAGGAGGACCUGCAGCUCCAGAUCCCAUGACACACACACACACACACACACACACACACACACACACACACACACAGACACACACAGACGGAUGACGCAUAGAAAGGGUUUUAUCCAGAGUCAGAUCAGUCACAGACAUGUCCAGUUCAUCAGUGAAAACAAACUGUUUAUUCAGUUUCAUUUUCGAAUGUUAUGAUUGUUCACAUCUGAUAUAGAAUACAAAUCAACAUAAAGUCACUUAAGCUCUAAAAUGAAUCUAGUAACUUCCCCUGCUCUUCCUCUUCUUCUUCUAAUUAUGUUAAAAUAUAUGAAAAAACACUAAAAUCACCCCUGAAGACUGGACUUUACCAGUAUUACUAAUGCUGCCUUCAGGUGCUGUCAGGAAGACGAGCCUUAAUCCACUUGUGAUUUCAAAAUUACAAGUGCGUUGUGUUCAAGUGUUUUUGUCAUAGUGAAAUGAAAAAUAACACACUAUUUGUUUGUUUUUUUAUAAUUGUUUGUACUAUACAUGUGUAAAAUCAUCAGCUAACAGCAGCAGAACAUCAAUAAAAGCAUCCGUUGUCAUUGGCCGUGAAUCCCUCUUUGCUUUUCCCAGUUCUCCAGUGGAAAACGACGUGAGGGGGCGUUCAUGUGCAAUUUACAACUUCGUAAGGAGUAUUUACCACAGUUCCCAUAGCACAUGAAGGCAGCAUUAGAUUUUAUAUUUGUACUUCAUUUUAUUAUCGCUGUAAGAAAAUUCAGUCUCUGCAUUUUACACAUUCUAAUACACACACUUAGCAUUGACAUUAGCAUUAGCAUUAGCACAUGAGGUUUUACCGUUAGUAUUUGCCAGAAUUCCCACGGCACAUGAAGGCAGCAUACUUUACAACACAGCUUUACCAGUUUUAAGAUGGAGACUAAAUGGUUCUGAUCUGACCCUGGAUAAGACACACACACACACUCACACACACUCAAACCGGAGGACGGACAGUCGAUUAAAGGCUGAAAACAUUGCUGUGUUGUUGUUCAGAUGGACCGGAGCAGAGGCCGACCCUCCACGUUUCAUAUUUACCUCAUAUCGACAUACGGCUCAGAUCUGAACUGUUCUGCUGAACUCAAACCAGCCUCUUCACAGCGUCCGCAUCAGUAUUUAUUAGAACAUUUCAAUGGAACAUCUGUCUUUUCUGUAAAACCACCGUCUCCUCCUGAUUGGACGUCUUCUGUCCAGGUUGAACUUCUCGUCUGUUCGUCUGCAGAUGUUAACGGUGGAUGUUGGAAAGAAGGUCGUCAUUUUACCUCCGUCAGGUUAAAAACAAAAACAAAAUAAAACCUUUGGAAACAGUUUACUGCAUCGUUUUGGAGGUCGGACAUAAACGUCACAUAAAAACCACCAUCAGUGUCUUUUACAGGAAGGAGGAGGGACAACAGGC